GGUGCCGGGGCCGGUGGCGGGGCCGGUGGCGGGGCCGGUGGCGGGGCCGGUGGCGGGCUCGGUGCGGGGCUCGGUGCGGGGCGCGAUGCCAAGCUCGGUGCGGGGCGCGGUGCGGACCCUGUGCCUGGCCGCGCUGCUGGGCGCGCUGGGGACCGGCGGCACGGAGCUGACGCUGGAGCUGCCCGACAGCGUCCAGCGCUGCUUCCACCAGGAGCUGGAGAGCGGCAUCAAGUUCACCCUCGACUAUCAGGUGAUCAGCGGAGGACACUAUGAUGUGGACUGCUAUGUGGAGGACCCCAAUGGCAAGACCAUCUACCAGGAGACCAAGAAGCAGUACGACAGCUUCUCGCACCACACCGAGCUCAAGGGUGUCUACACCUUCUGCUUCAGCAACGAGUUCUCCACCUUCUCCCACAAAAUUGUCUACUUCGACUUCCAGGUGGGCGAUGAGCCGCCCAUCCUGCCCGACAUGAACAACCGCGUCACUGCCCUGACACAGAUGGAAUCUGCCUGUGUCACCAUCCAUGAGAUGCUGAACGCGGUGAUCGACUCCCAGACCCACUACCGGCUGCGGGAGGCGCAGGACCGGAGCAGGGCUGAGGAGCUCAGCGGACGCGUCUCUUACUGGUCAGUGGGGGAAACCCUCAUCCUCUUCGUGGUCAGCAUCGGGCAGGUGAUGCUGCUCAAGAGCUUCUUCACUGAGAAGAGACCCAGCAGCGGCGGAGCCGGCACCUAGAGCCGCUGUGCGUGCCCCUGAGCGGAGCAGCCACGGCUGCGGCCCCGGGCUCGCACUUUGCCUCCCAUCUGUGCCGUGGGUGGCGGGGGGUGGGAGCAGGGGGUGACGUGACACUGCCGAGCUGGGCGACAGUCACCCACCUACAGGCGUCCCCCGCUGUCACCUCCCACGUGCCAUCGCCCGACCUGCCCCGUCCCCUCGCCUGGCCACCCUGUCCCCGUUCUCUGGCUGCACUGGGAAGCGGCUGGGACCAGCACCAGCAUGGACACCGGGGGUCCCUGGGGCCUGCGGCGUGGCUACCCCAAAGCCCCGUGCGGCUGCCGAGGGGCUGGGGCAGCGCUGGCCCGCCUGGCACCCGCCCAGGGCCGGCAGCCCGAGGAGAGCUGCCCAUGAACCGGGCUCUGUGUCUGCACCCCAGCUGUCCUGUGGCGGGCAGGGUGCUCCCAGCAGCGGGGCCACGGCGGCAGCAGCGUCCAGCAAGGGAAGGCUUUUUGCUGGGUGGUCCUCUGGCUCUACCAGCUCCUCCCCUCGCAGCGUUUCUCGGGCUGGCAGCAGGUGGUGUGCUCGUACCAGUGGUGGUAUUUUCAUACUCACAGAGUCCGUGCCUGAGGCUCAGCCCCCUCACACAUUCCCCCCACCCUGCGGACACGUGCCAAGGAAGCCCCAUCCCUGCCCCAGAAGCACAGAGGACCCCCACACACCUGGGAUUGCAGCCCCUCAUUCCCUGGAGCCCCACAAAAUGGAGACCCCCACAAGAGCCUGGGGUGACGCCCCUGUGCAAGACUGGAGUGACUGGUGUGCUGGCCCUCCAGCCCUCAAGCAGGCGUGAGAUCAUUUUUCAGAGCUAAAACAACUCCACUAGACUUUUCCUUUGCCACUUUCAAAUAAAUCCCUGCAAGCAUGGCUGGCACUGCCGUU
Molecule: messenger RNA, 1654 nt
Organism: Poecile atricapillus (Black-capped chickadee)
Lineage: Eukaryota; Metazoa; Chordata; Aves; Passeriformes; Paridae
Gene: TMED3
Product: transmembrane p24 trafficking protein 3
Exons: 3
Coding region: 86-736 (216 amino acids)
Biological process (GO): endoplasmic reticulum to Golgi vesicle-mediated transport; Golgi organization; intracellular protein transport
Cellular component (GO): COPII-coated ER to Golgi transport vesicle; COPI vesicle coat; endoplasmic reticulum
Source: RefSeq, a predicted model, not a curated record